Prunus dulcis (almond) is the source of this 2679-nucleotide messenger RNA. RefSeq lists its product as uncharacterized. The transcript has 3 exons. Bases 397 to 2313 code for a protein of 638 amino acids. The record is from RefSeq and is a predicted model, not a curated record. Gene Ontology annotation, biological process: defense response to fungus. Gene Ontology annotation, molecular function: metal ion binding. Lineage: Eukaryota; Viridiplantae; Streptophyta; Magnoliopsida; Rosales; Rosaceae.
UACCAAUCCAGACAGCGGAGACCAGUUGACUACCUCUGAUGAUUUCUGAGAUCUGAGCUUCUUCAAGAGAAAGAGAGUCCAACAAGAAACCGGGGAGGCUGGAGGGGGUCUCUUGACCCACAAGAUUCAUGUUAGCUUCAACAAGAAACCGGUUUAGGAGCUAAUCAAGAGAAAGAGAGUCCAACAAGAAACCGGGGAGGCUGGAGGGGGUCUCUUGACCCACAAGAUUCAUGUUAGCUUCAGGAGCUAAUCAAGGCCUCUGGAUUUGAGCGAAACUGGUCUGAAUUGAUCGCCAAUAAGGUAGAUCAGGAUUUUACAUUGAAACUGUUCAAAGUUCUGUAAGUUUAGAUUGUAGCAUAUAUAAAAAACCGCUGGGUUAUUGUUGUUGUUGUGGCCAUGGCACUGGCUUUGGUUGGAGGGGCUGCCAUAGGAGCACUCUUCGGAGCGCUGUAUGAUGUCGUUAAGGAAUCGAUGGGCAGGACUGUUUUGCAGUAUAACCCCCUCCUUGGAGAUCUUAAAUUCACUCUGGAAUCUCUACGGCCGCGCAUCGUCCAACAGAUACGAGAUCAUAAUGUGGAGUUAGGCCUCCCGAACGACGAUAUCGAGAGCCUACAAAGACAAAUGGAGGACGGCAUAGUGCUUGUUAGGAAGCUGUCAAAUAAUGGUAUGUGGAAUUGUUAUGCAUGGGGCAGCUGCUGCAACUGCACAAAGCCCAGUUACAGCGACCAACUUGUUGACUUGGAUAGGUCUCUUAGAAUACUGUUAGAGAUAUUGAAGCUGCAGGAAGCAAGGGAUGUGAAGGAGGUCUUGCUUUUGACUAGGAAGAUCGAUGACAAACAAGAUGAAUUGGAAAGAAGAAUGUCAGAUUUGCUGAAAGUGCAGCAGGAAGCAGGGGAUGUGAGAGGGUCUUCAGGAAGCAACAUAGGCACGACGGUACAGCAAGGAAACGAAGGGAAUGGAGGGCAUCAAGUGGCGCCAGUAUGCGGAGUAGGAGGGGCUGCUACUCUAGGAGCAGUUUUUGGAGUGUUGUUUGAUACCGUUGCGCGAGUGAAGGACAAGACUAUGAUGCUUAAACGCCCUCUCGAAGAUGUCAAAUCCACGCUAGACUCGUUAAAACCACUAAUAGAAGAAAUAGCAGCGUAUAACAAGGUAUUGAAUCUCCCAAAGGAGGAAUUAGAAAAGGUUAGAUUUCAAAUGGAAGAGGGUGUGGAGCUACUUCACAAGUGCUCCAAGGUUCGUCAGUGGACUAGCUACAACAGGUAUGAAUAUGCAAACAAACUUCUUGGAUUGGAUGAAUCGCUUCAAGGAUUGUUAAAUAUAUUAAGAGUGCAAUUAGCAAGGGAUGUGAGGGAGAGGUUGGUUUCCGUAAGUAAAAUAGAGAAGUUGAUUGAUCAAAUUGAAGAGAGUGGUACGGUACAAUUACAGAAUCAUCCAACUGAAAUUGAAGAUUCAUGUGAUGUACUUGAACCCCCACAACCUGAAGUUGGAUUGAGUGUGCAGGGAACAAGGGAUGUGAAGGAGACAUUGGAUUCGGCAGCAAAAAUAGAGGUUGGGGUGAAGCGAAUUGAAGGUAGUGGAGAUGUACAAGGUCAAACUGACAUGGGAAUAGGUGAACCUAAGUUGCCUACACUUGAAGCUCCGGAUGUUGAAAAUGAGGUGAUUGAAUAUGUAUCUUCAACGGUUACAGUUGGCUUGGAUGAAGACCUGAUAUGUGUUUCUCCCGCACCUUCCUUCACAGCGAUGGAUGACGAACCAACUGCUUACUUUAGUGAUUUCUCCACAUCCUACCUGGAAGACAAAAUCUCUCAUGUUUCAGAAGAUGCUAACCCGAUGGCUCAUUUUCAUGAUUCCUCUGCAUCCACCGCAAGAGAUAGAAGCUCUUAUGUUUCAAGGGAUGUUGGGACAAAGUUUCCUCUUGGCAAUCCUGUCAAGUCUACACAGAUAUAUUUGCACCAGAAGUUGGAACUGAAGGUGAGUGCUGAUGACAAAAAAAUGAAGAAAGUCACGGAAGCUGUCUGUGCCAUAAGGGGGGUUAGUUCGAUUAGUUGGGAUGCGAAGAACCAAAAGCUAACAGUGUUUGGACAGUUGGAUCCAAUGGUAAUACUGACUAAGUUGAGGAAGAUAGUUCGUAAAACAGAGUUUAUAUCAGUAGCCAUGGAAGAAAUAAAAGAAGAUAAGAAAGAGAGAAAUCUUACUAUGAAAGAGAAAAUGGAAGACAACAAAGACUGCAGCAUUGGGUACAGCCUGCAGCAUUUUGCUGAAUUAAUUUCGUAUCAAGGGGCUCGGCAUCUGCGUAUUGAUGAAAGGAACUAAACGAGCAAGCAUCCAACUGUGCUUCUGCUUCAGAUGCCAAGAAUGUUAGAGGUUUAGGAUCAGAUACGUACGGUUUUGAUCGAUGCUGUAAAGGUUCAGAUAGGUAGGUAGGGUUCCAGUCCUGAUUGUAUGGUUCAUGAAGUAGCUCAGCAAUGAAGUCUGCUAUCUCGUAUAAGUAGAAAACUUUCAAUUUGACAAGCAUUUGUUCCUUGUCUGAGUUGUCUCUUGUGGACAAAUUCCAAAGAAAGGGUACACAGCAAAACCGAAAAUAGUUAACUGGUGUACCAUGUUCCUGCUAGGGUGUUUUUUAUUUCCUUUUGCUCUAUAAUAUUCAUUUGAUUCUGGUCAUUUUUUAACUUUUGUAAA